Cuculus canorus (common cuckoo) is the source of this 574-nucleotide messenger RNA. RefSeq names its product ring-box 1 (gene RBX1). The transcript has 5 exons. NCBI's taxonomy places the organism in Eukaryota, Metazoa, Chordata, Aves, Cuculiformes, Cuculidae. The record is from RefSeq and is a predicted model, not a curated record. The coding region runs from base 83 to 409 and encodes 108 amino acids. Gene Ontology annotation, biological process: protein ubiquitination; ubiquitin-dependent protein catabolic process. Gene Ontology annotation, cellular component: nucleus; cullin-RING ubiquitin ligase complex. Gene Ontology annotation, molecular function: zinc ion binding; cullin family protein binding; ubiquitin protein ligase activity.
GGGCGGGACCCGGAAGAAGCCCCGCCCAAACACCGCCCCGCCCUUUCCCGCGCACGCGCGCCGGGCGUUUCAGGCAUCCAAAAUGGCGGCUGCAAUGGAUGUGGACACCCCUAGCGGCACCAACAGCGGCGCCGGCAAGAAGCGCUUCGAAGUGAAGAAAUGGAACGCAGUAGCUCUGUGGGCAUGGGACAUCGUGGUUGAUAACUGUGCCAUUUGCAGAAACCAUAUUAUGGAUCUAUGCAUAGAAUGUCAAGCAAACCAAGCAUCAGCUACCUCUGAAGAGUGCACAGUUGCAUGGGGCGUCUGCAAUCAUGCUUUCCACUUCCACUGCAUCUCUCGCUGGCUCAAAACUCGCCAAGUAUGUCCGCUGGACAACAGGGAAUGGGAGUUCCAAAAAUAUGGACACUAGAGAGAUGGUCACCACGCUUCUUGUUAUGUCAUCGGCCUCAGUUGUUCUUGUCUCUGUGGGUUUGUUUUGGCAACUUCAAAGAUCAGUGAUGUAUACAGUUCUUCAAUCUUCAUUUCUCCCUGUUGUAUACCAUUGAAUAAAAUCUUGCUGGAGCUUCCUGUCAAA